Closterium sp. NIES-65 is the source of this 1131-nucleotide messenger RNA. The record is from the annotation of a GenBank genome assembly. Lineage: Eukaryota; Viridiplantae; Streptophyta; Zygnematophyceae; Desmidiales; Closteriaceae.
AUGUGCGCCCAUAUCUCUGGGAAUCCGCUGUCUGCACUUCAGACAGCGGGAAUCAAGCUUCCACCACAGAAGCUCACGCCCAGGUGCCCCGUACUUGUAAGUGCCGAAGUGUCGGAGAUGAGCGGUGUGGUCCAGGAGACAAGCUCCGAAGUGCAGCUCAUAAAAAAGGAGGUCGCGGCUCUGCGCGCCGAUUACAAAGAUCUCCUGGCCAAGUACGACAACUUGAGCCUGAAGCUGAGCGAGCGUGUGGCAGCGCUCGAGAAGGGCCGGGCGGCGGCAAACAAGGAGGGCAUUGUGGGCGCCCCGGGACAGCCAGACGCCGGUUCGCCCUCCAAGCGGGUGGAUUCUUGCCCAGAUCCUGCUCUCAACGACACCGCGGCCUCCCCCCUUGCAGGUUUUCGGGUUGCCUCGCGGCUUGGGGCCAACCAAGAAGCAGCGCCGCAGCAGCAGAACGUGGCAGCGUCGCGCGAAGGCCAAUACGCCCCCGCAUCGCCAUCUCCAGCCCCCGCUCAUGCAACUGCGCAGCAGCCAAGCGUGCCACCAGCACGGGACGCGGUGUACUUUCCGCAUGCGGCAUCUCGACCACCCGCGCCGCAGCGUCCAGUCGCUCCUAUCCAAGCUCCUCCACGCCCACCAGCGCCCAUAUUCCAUCAAGGAUACUUUCCCUUGCCGCAAUAUCCGCCACCACCCGGGAUGCCGUACUACUGGCCGGGAGCUCCACCGCAGCAUGCACCCCCCCCGCAGCAGUCAUACCCCCCUCUCGCAUUCCCGAGUAUGAGUGGCGCGGGUGAAAGCGGCGUGGAUUGGCCGCGGGACUCUGGAGUCGAAGCAGUAGGCGCUGGAGCAGCUUCCGACGCCUUAACCCAGGGGAGGGUUAAGUAUAAAUACACGGGCGUUAUAGGCGGCGGAAAUGCAUGGCAUGCCAAGCUUCUGAUGCCCACCCCGUACAAUCAUAUCCGCAUGGGGCCGUUCCCGAGCGAGGAGGAGGCAGCAAAGGGAUACAAGGCUGCAGCUCUAGUGGUUAGGCCGGCGGGGUGUCGCAUCCAGCGAAGUGGCGCGAAUGGCGGCGACUCUUCUGCAGGUACCUCACGCUCCAACGAUGCUGCCUCCAAGGCAGCAAGCAGCUUCUAG